This is a messenger RNA of Colletotrichum karsti, 1056 nucleotides long. RefSeq lists its product as uncharacterized. The record is from RefSeq and is a predicted model, not a curated record. Lineage: Eukaryota; Fungi; Ascomycota; Sordariomycetes; Glomerellales; Glomerellaceae. The transcript is spliced from 2 exons. Bases 1 to 1056 code for a protein of 351 amino acids.
AUGGCCUUGCAUUCUACAUCAGACGACUCCGUCAAUCGGCUCUGCUCCCAAUAUCUCCAGCUCGAGGCAACGCUUGAUUACCCACCCGCCCAGGUUAUCCGAGAACCAACAGCCCAGAAUGCAAUCUACAAGAGGCUAUUUUCAGACGAAGGCCCACGUUACGCUCCUCCAGCCCGAUAUCGACUGCGAACUCUCAAGGAGCUCGUUGCGAUAAUCGAGUCCAGUAUCGAGGACUGGGACCAGCAUGAGGUUUCGGAAGAUCUCAUGACAGCAUUAUCUGAGUCUCUCGCAACUCCAAUCCCUUCCGAGGCGUCUUCCGUCCAGCAAAAGUCCUAUGUCACGUAUCACCUCAGUGGAAUUGAGCAACAUUCAUCAGAUCAGGCGGCGUCCAAACCUGACAUCACCCUGCUUGAGGCCCGCUCGCUGAUCUCUGCUUCUGGCACCACAGGCCUCCGAACCUGGGAAGCCGCGUUGCACCUUGGACAAUACCUAUGCGCCAACCGGCAGAUCAUCACGGGAAGAAGGGUUCUAGAACUUGGCGCAGGCACGGGAUACCUGGCCAUUCUCUGCGCCAAGCACCUCGCCGCCGCUCGUGUCGUUGCCUCGGACGGGUCUGAUGAUGUUAUCAACAACCUCCCCGAGAGCUUUUUCCUCAAUGAUCUUCAAGAUAGCGAACUCGUCAGACCAAUGGAACUGAGAUGGGGACAUGCCUUGGUCGGAACAGAAGACCAGCAGUGGAACAAUGGCGAGAGCGUUGACGUUGUCAUCGGAGCCGAUAUCACGUACGACAAGAGCGUCAUUCCGGCGCUUAUCGCGACGCUCGAAGAGCUCUUUUCCCUGUUUCCUACGGUGGAAGUUCUGAUAUCUGCUACCCAGCGCAACGAGGUCACUUUCGAGGCCUUCUGCGGCCGCUGCCGGCAGCGCGGCAUGAGCUUGGACUACGUCGACUUCGCUAUUCCUGCCAGAGCUCAACAGCAGGGACCGUUUUACAGCGAUAGCGUCCCUAUUCGGAUAUGCCGAGUGUCUGCACCGUCAACUACAGGCGUGAUGUGGUGA